UAUGAAAGACCUUGAACAGUUUAAACUAGUCAAUGGUGACACGGUCCCUCAAUAUCUAGAAAGCGUAAUAAACAACCGUAAAUGAGUAAGAACGAUUUCGGCGAAUUAUAUGAAGCAACAUCAAAGCACAUAAAGCAGUUGAUUAUACUUGCUGAUUCAAAAAAAUAUGCUACGGCGGAAUUCGACGAAUCAUUAAAAUCAUUUCUGAAUAGUUACAACCCUGAAGACGCACCAGCAAAUAUAACAGAGUAUCGUACAAAGGUUGCGAUAGAUAUAUUGUCAAGGUUAUCAGUUUUUGAUAACCUUAUAUCUGUUUAUCGUGAAUUAGGAAGAAUGGCUAUUCCUUUAAGUUAUUCUACAUUCAAUCCACUCCCUUGUGAAAAAUGGGUUAUCAAUCUGGUGGAUUUUCAACAAUCAUUAACUAAUUAUAUGAUCGUCAGCAUAAGCUUCACACAGAAACUGAUCAAAUCUGAUAUAUAUUUGACGGAAGUACGGCGUAUCUUACAUGUCAUCAGUACUAUGAAAAUGUCUGAGGCUAUACUUCCACUAACAACGCUAAUUAUUUGUUCACUAAAUACUGCAUUGGCUUAUGAACAUAGUUCCCUAACAAAAAUACUUAGAGAUUAUGGUCUACGUAAUAUUUUAGCGCACUAUACUUGCCGUGAUCCAAAAAUUAAAUUGGCCAUAACCAUUUUUUUAACGUUUACCUACACUGAUAUCAGUCAACUUUAUCUAAAAGAAGAAUAUAUUGAAUUGUUCAUGCAACAGUUCCAUUACACUGUUAUUGGAGGAAGAAAAAGUCAUUUCUUUGAUGCCUUUAUUCUCAAUAAAGUGCUCCGCCUUUUGGCUCUAAACGCUGAAAACAGAAUUGAGUUUGGCAAUCGUGAUAUUGUACGUCACUUGACAUCGUUAUCUGAUUCUCAAUCAUACGGCACAAAUGAAAUAUCAACUACUACAAAUAUUUUAUCAUCUAAAGUUCCAGUUAUUGAUGCUACCCAAGAAAUAUUGUCACUAGCUGAAGCAUAUCGCAACAACAUAACUGAAUUGGAAGAAAAAGUUCGAACAUAUUUUGAAGGUGCUAGUAUUGAUGAAUUCUUACUUCAAUAUCCAACUGGACCUGAUAUCGAUGAUGACCAAAGUGAAGAUAAACCAUCUUAUGUGGUAGAAAAAGGAAAUCCCUACCAUCUGGAUGGUCAUAUUAUGAUAAGCUACAGUCAUAACGAUGACAAAAUAGCACUUAAAAUUAAAGAAAGCUUGAAAAAUGAAGGAAUCAAGAUUUGGAUUGACAAAGAGGAUAUGGUUCAAGAUGUUAAGAUUUUAGAUGCAAUGGCAAACGCUGUGCAAAAUGCUGCAAUUGUAUUAAUACUUUUUUCUAAAUCAUACCAAGAUAGUGCAAAUACUAAAAGAGAUCAAUGUCCCCUAUGGUUUGCAAGUAAACUUCGAAUGACAUUCCAGAACAGUCCUUGAAGCCGUAGCUGUGCAUCUUAUUUGGUGCUGCUACAGUACCGUGGGUGGUGUCUGUCAGCUUCUGCGUCAACAAUCCAUGAAAUAUCGAACUAUAGGCAGUCGAUAAAUUGAGUUGGACUAACUAACAGUGGUUGUUGAUUUCUACAUGAAACUGACUUUGUUACAAAUUGACGUCAUCGCCCCGAGUCGUAGACUGAAGUGGAAUUCCCUUCUUCGUAUCUGAAAAGUGUUGUCAGCUGGUUAAAAUCUGUCAGAAGCGUGAAGAUACUACUGAAAAGCAUUUAUAACCACUUACUGAGUAAUAUUUUGACCAGAUAUGAGCGAAUACUGGUAGCACAUGGUAAACUAUCAGUGUUGUUUUAAUAUUGUACCACAUUUCAUUUUAAAGAAGCUGAAUACACUGGAAAACUAAAUAAACCAACUAUUUUUCUUCGUGUUGAGUCGAAGUUUGUUCCAAGUGGUUGGCUGGGCUUCAUGAUGGGCGAGAGUCGUUAUAUUGACUUCUCCGGGAAAUAUCCAUUUGAGGAAAAAUUUGAAGAAUUAUGCACCACAAUUCACAAUGUUAGUCGUGGAUCGAUCACUGUAAAAACUGAGAAACCAAAGAAAACGGAAGAACAUGCAUGCAUUUCAAUGUGAAAAAAUGGAAAUUCGAAAACUAUUGAGUUCAACUUUAAAACCUACCUUGCUCAGUUGGAAAUCCUUCUCCUUCAUGUAUUUUUUAAAAAUCGAAUCCGUUUAUUGUUUAUAAAUGAUUUUCCGAUCAGUGAUCAGAAACUUUACUAACGCUUAUUUAACUAAUAUUUUCUAUCACAUUGAACUAUGAUAAUAUAAUGUAUUCUAUGCGCCAUUUAA
Schistosoma spindalis is the source of this 2319-nucleotide messenger RNA. NCBI's taxonomy places the organism in Eukaryota, Metazoa, Platyhelminthes, Trematoda, Strigeidida, Schistosomatidae. The record is from the annotation of a GenBank genome assembly.